CCCAACAAAUCUCAGUCGGGGAAAAUGAAUGGGUGUCAAAAGUAGCGUGAAACCGAGAGAUGGCGAUAAAACAACAGGCGGUGGCGCGCCACGCCUAUUCAACAAAAGAAGAAGAGCCCCAAGUAUGCCUUUGAAAACUGACAAGCCUGGAGAACUCGUUCGGUCGCGGCCCAUUUGACUCCCCGCGUUGCAGUGUGCCGCCGAGGCAAUGGCGACUCUCGGCCGAGCUCUGUGCAUCAUCACCGGGGCAUCCAAAGGUUUCGGCCGGGCCGUUGCGAAGGAGAUGGCCCGGCUGGUGGAGCCCGGUUCGGCGUUCGUCCUGGUUGCCCGAUCCGGGGACGAACUUCGGACUCUUCAGACGGAGCUGGCCGAGUCCGGCCUGGAGGCUCGGUGUGUGGUCUUGGAUCUGUCCCUCAACGAUUCACCGGAGAGGAUCGUCCGAACCGCGAAGGAGGUUUUUUCACCGGACAUAAAACAUGUUAUUCUCGUUAAUAACGCUGCCUCACUAGGUGACGUGUCCCGUUUCUGCAAAAGCUUCACCAGCAUGGCCGAGGUGGACUCCUACCUUUCUUUCAACGUCAGCUCAGCUUUGUGCCUUACUGCCGGCGUGCUGCAGGCCUUCCCCAAGCAGUCGGGUCUGCGCCGCUGCGUGAUCAACGUCUCCUCCCUGUGCGCCCUGAAGCCGUUUGCCUCCUGGGUGCUGUACUGCUCCGGCAAGGCCGCCCGGGACAUGAUGUUCAAGGUUCUGGCAGAAGAGGAGCCGGACCUGCGUGUGCUCAACUAUGCUCCAGGUCCUUUGGACACAGACAUGCAGAUGGUAGCUAGGACCAGAACAGGGGAAUCAACCUUAAGGAAAGCCUUUUCCGGCAUGUUUGACGAAGGCCAGCUGCUCACAUGCGAGGCCUCGUGCGCCAAGAUGAUGAAGCUGCUGCUGGAAGACAAAUACAAAUCGGGAGAUCACAUUGACUUCUACGACGUGUAGAUCGGGCAGCAGAGCACACGUUCGCUCAUUCGCUGGGUGCGGACCUGAUUUUUGACGCGCCUUAAAAGAUGUUCUGUGGUUCCACUUACCGCUACAAUGGAAGCUGCGUUUAUUUGGUGGCAAAUUAACGGCACGGUAUUUGUCAAGAUCUGUUUUUAAUCAAAUGUGCCGUCCCACUCUGUGAUUUGAAACUUUAAAAUGGACCAAAGCCUUAAUGUCUGUCUUUGCGGUAUUCCUCAUAUGUUGUGUGUCUCACUAAAGAUUUUGUUUUGUACACAUCAGGAACUAUGAAGAAAAAUUGUUGAGUGCUGUACUACCAUCUAUAUUACAUCACCAAAUCAAUAAAAUUGCACAAAUGAC
Messenger RNA from Hippocampus comes (tiger tail seahorse), 1342 nucleotides. RefSeq names its product sepiapterin reductase a (gene spra). Gene Ontology annotation, biological process: tetrahydrobiopterin biosynthetic process. The transcript is spliced from 3 exons. NCBI's taxonomy places the organism in Eukaryota, Metazoa, Chordata, Actinopteri, Syngnathiformes, Syngnathidae. The record is from RefSeq and is a predicted model, not a curated record. Gene Ontology annotation, molecular function: sepiapterin reductase (NADP+) activity. Bases 209 to 982 code for a protein of 257 amino acids.